Messenger RNA from Larimichthys crocea (large yellow croaker), 3318 nucleotides. RefSeq names its product leucine rich repeat containing 17 (gene lrrc17). NCBI's taxonomy places the organism in Eukaryota, Metazoa, Chordata, Actinopteri, Sciaenidae. Gene Ontology annotation, cellular component: plasma membrane. The transcript is spliced from 5 exons. Gene Ontology annotation, molecular function: protein binding. The coding region runs from base 306 to 1679 and encodes 457 amino acids. The record is from RefSeq and is a predicted model, not a curated record.
GAGAGAGAGAGAGCAGGAGAUUGGAGAAGCAGCCAGUCGUUCGUCCCUCACUCCAGACUUUAAGUUUACAGGCAGCCAGGCAGAAUUUCUUGGCUUAGACGCAGCGCUCAUGACAGGAUUAGGAGCCGGGGACGCGGGACCAACCGGAGAUCUGCAGGUCCUAGUGGACGAGCUCGAGCCAGAUUCUCUCCCUGCACAGCUGUGACCGGCCUCCUGUGUCCCGUCACACCAAUCAUCUGACAGCAGUCUUCUAAAGUUGACCUGAUUACCAAGAGGCCACCCUUCCUCUCCACUCCUCUCCCAUCAUGCAUCUCCUCACUACCAUUCUCCUCUUGCUGCUCCUUCGACCAGCUGAGCCCUUCAGGAAGAGAGGCCCUCGGUCAGGGGCGGCGGAGAGGGGCACCGGGGGCCGUGUACGGGGCAGAGGCAGGGCUGGACUGAUGAGACGUCAAACUCAGGAGUGUAAGGAAUACGUAGAGGCAGGAGAGAAGUACUUGGACUGCCAGGAUAGGCAGCUGACCACCGUGAUGCAGGAUUGGCCCAAAGAUAUUCACCAUUUACUGUUGGCAAGAAAUAAGAUUCAGGUCUUGAGGGACAACAUGUUCUCCCAGUUCACCCAGCUGAAGAGCCUGGACCUCCAGCAGAAUGACAUCUCCAUGGUGGAGGCUGGAGCGUUCACCGGCCUCUCCAAGCUCACCACCCUGCUACUCCAGCACAACGGAUUGAAAACAGCCUCAGAGGAGGUCCUGCUCCCCCUGCCCCGCCUUACCUACCUCCGUGUUUAUGACAACCCCUGGAGCUGUCACUGCUCAUUGGAAAGUCUGGUCACGAUGCUGCAGGUGCCUAGCCACCGCAACCUGGGCAACUACGCUAAAUGUGCGGAGCCCCUGUCGCUGAAGGGCCAGAAGCUGAAGAAGCUGAAUGUGGAGUUGUUGUGUGCUGGUGACAACCAGGUAAUCGGGAGGCCGGAGGACAGAGAUAGGGGGCCAAGGCCUCCAACGAUCAAAUUGAAGCCAGAGGCCACGUCUAUGUGCCACACCUACAUGUUCCCCAAACCUCUGCUGAACUGCAGCAGCAAAGAUUUGAAUAACAUCCCAUCUGACCUUCCAUCGGACAUAGUGAAGAUGGAUCUGUCCAGGAACAACAUCAAACAUCUCAGGCCCAAACAUUUUCUGCUGUCCAAAGACCUCAAGCUGCUCAACCUUAGCAGCAACAGCCUGCAGAGUAUAGACACAGCUGCAUUUGCAGGCCUGCUGUACCUCCGUGAGCUUGACCUGUCCAACAACAGCCUCCAUUACUUCCAGUAUGGUGUACUGGAGGACCUCUACUUCCUACGGAAGCUCUCGCUGGAGAACAACCCUUGGAUCUGUGACUACAACAUCCACUACCUGAUCUACUGGCUCAAGCACCACCCUGGCGUCUUCUACACUGGCCUGAUCUGCUCUGCGCCACGGGAGUUCAGGGGCUGGCGCGUCGAGGAUUACGUCAAGACCUACAACGGGGAAUGUCCAAAGGAUAGACAAACUGAAGAGGUGGAUACGGGACAGGGUGGACAAAGGGGGACAGACAAUGAGGCACAGGAGGUGAUGGGGGAGACGGUUGAGAGUCGGGGUGGCCGUCUGCCUCAGCACCUGAAAGAGAAAAAACCCAACAGGUUUGAAAUCAUCAGGCUGAGUUAGAAUGGUGGUGGAUCAACGGACUGUGUGUGGUUUGGAGGUCUGUGUUGGACGUCUGUGGACAGGUUGAUGGAUGGAUUAAUAAAGGUAGUCGCAGUGAUUUGAGGUUUAAAUCAAAUGUGACAUUUAAAUACAAUUCUGGGAUAAAAUCCAUUAUUUGUGUUUAAGAUGUCCUUUUUGUAAUCAGCAUUUUCCAUCUUGCAUGGAUAACAACGACAACAACAACAAAACUCAUUCAGGAGAUUAAGACUUCCUUAAAAAAAAGAAGCAAUGCCAUUUUGCUAACUUUACCUUUAGACAAAUGUUUAGGUGAUGCCAUUUGAGCUUUUGUUUUAUCUUUUUGCAGAAUAUUCCCAAUCCAGUCUGUAUCGGAUGUAAUAACCAACCAAAAACGCCUCUUUGGGUUUCCCACACAAUGAACUGAAGGUGUUCCCUUAUUUCUUUUAGUUAUUUUGAUAAUGAGAUCAGGAUAUACUUUUUUUUUUUUUGCUUUAAAAAAUACAAACAAACAUUUUUGUAUGAAUUAAUGUGUGACAUUGUCAACCUGUUUUCUGGAAAAUAAAACUGGGUUUAUUUUUUCUGAAGAGUUGUUUUACUAAGUGAUGGACAGACAUGAUGAAAGCUAAAAAUGCAGGACAACUUGCUCACCUACAGCACCACCAGUUAAGACACCAAAUGUGACGGGAAGCAGAUGCAUUGCAUCAUACACUGACUCACUGUUCUAAUGAGGUCAUUUGACUUUCCAGAUACAUUUUACUGGGAAUCUGCCAAGCACAUCAUGACUGAUAAUUAUCGCAUAACGUGAAAAAUUGUAAAAAUGGUCUAAUAUCAGCACUUAACUGUGACGAAGAUGGAAACUUUUUUUGCAUUUGCAUUUGGCAUCUGAAUCAAAGCUCUCCUAAAACUUAAAUUACAGCAGAUGAAAGUUAUUAAAUGCACCCAAGAAAUUGACUUCUUUAAAAAUAUGUUUUAUUCUUUCUGGAAGGCAGGAAACAGUCUUUAAUGAUUGUCAACUAGCGCCACCCAGUGUGCAGGAGACCAAUACACAACAACUAACAUCCUCCUUUUUGUCACUAAAAUAAAGCAAUGAAAGAUUUUAUAGUCACAGAUUGAUUAUUUAUUAUCAAAUGGAGUAGAGUUUUCAUCCUGGUCAUUGGACUGCUCUAUAUCUGGACAGUUCUCACAAGUGUUCCCCUCAAAACUGAAUUAAUAAUCAUUAAGGCAGAAUAGCUGUGUCAGCGUCAGAAAGUAACAAUCAGUGCAAAUCCAGCUACAUGACUUCCAGGUUGGUGUUUAAAUAAGACCUGCCAACUUGGCAUUCGACACAAAGACAUAUUAAAUCCUGGAUGUAGGCCUCCUCAGCUCAAUUACUUCAGUUUGCCAAGAUCACUUCCUGCCAACACAACAAAGUUUAGCUUUAAAAGGUGACUUUUUUCCUGUUUACGGGGGAGCAUGUAAACGCAGUUAACUGUUUCUUAAUGCAAUCACAGAUGUUUUAAAUUACAUUAGUACUCAUUGUCUAAGGCACUGAGCAACCAACUUGUAGUCAUAGGUUAUGCAUAACAUCACAGUGCCCUCUAGUGUUCACAAUGAAGUGGUCUAUUGAAGGCUCUCGGCUUCUACGGAAACUUUGUUUCACACA